Messenger RNA from Vicia faba (fava bean), 642 nucleotides. Lineage: Eukaryota; Viridiplantae; Streptophyta; Magnoliopsida; Fabales; Fabaceae. The record is from the annotation of a GenBank genome assembly.
AUGAAAACAGCUCUACAAAUGAGUGGUUGCUGGAAACCUCAUUGUGGCCAGAGAAGACGUUGGUCGCCGCUAUCUUCUCCGCACAUGACUGAAUCAGAAGUUUUCCAAAACGAAACCCUAGAUUCUAAACUCAACAGAAACAAGCAAUUAAAGCAUGGAAAUGAAGUACAAGGAAGCUUAGAGAAAGGAAAGCAUGGAAAAACAAUAAGGAGAACACAGACAAGGACAAAUCAGAGCUUACCUCUUGAUGAUUUUCAGACUCGGAGCUCUGAUGUAAGCUCUGAGAGAGAUUUAGUAGAAAUGAGAGCUUUAGGUUUUAGCAGGGAUAGGGACGAGUUAUGUAGUGGUUCAGGGCUGGACGGCGUAGCAGAAAUCACAAUCCAACAAACUAAUAUUGUGAAACUCAUAUUUGUUGAUUCUGUAUUCAACCAAAGUAUUAGGGUCCUAACCCUGCGUAGACACGAAGUCCGUGCUCUUCACUGCUGCAAUGUCACUGUUGCCAGUAGUCAAUGUGUCGUACUCGAUGUUAAAGUCCUUCUUGUUGUUGACUUCUUCCAUUUUGUCACUGUCCAUUUCAUAGCCCUCGGGACUGACGAAUUCGAUGUCAGCGGUGACACAGGUUAUGAAAGGAUUGCGGCGUGA